Messenger RNA from Malassezia restricta, 1035 nucleotides. RefSeq names its product lysophosphatidate acyltransferase. NCBI's taxonomy places the organism in Eukaryota, Fungi, Basidiomycota, Malasseziomycetes, Malasseziales, Malasseziaceae. The transcript has a single exon. Bases 1 to 1035 code for a protein of 344 amino acids. Gene Ontology annotation, biological process: phosphatidic acid biosynthetic process. Gene Ontology annotation, cellular component: endoplasmic reticulum; membrane. The record is from RefSeq and is a predicted model, not a curated record. Gene Ontology annotation, molecular function: 1-acylglycerol-3-phosphate O-acyltransferase activity.
AUGGGCAGGAUCUUUCGCGGCAUUGCCUCGUUCAGCACCUUGUCAUUCCUGCUGCUCGUGCUUGCAUCAGCGCGAUCUCGCAAGAUGCGGUAUCAUUUGAACGCCAUGCUGUACGUGUUCGGUGCUUGUGUGUGCAGUUCCAUCGGUAUGGUAUACGCCAUUUUCUCGAGCUUCAUUCCAGGCAAGCGCCUGCACACGAACUUUGUGGUGGCUCGCUCUUUCUUCUAUUUCACGAGGCCUCUUAUCGGGCUCGAUGUCACCAUCGAGAAUGAACACUACCUGCAAAACCGUCCGGCCAUCAUGGUGGGCAACCAUCAGAGCAUGGUAGACACGGUCUACCUCGGUCGCAUGUUCCCUACCUCGUCCAUCAUUCUGGGCAAGAAAGAGCUACUAUAUGUACCAUUCCUUGGUCAGUUUAUGUGGCUCGGUGGCAAUGUAUUUGUCGACCGCAAAAAUCGUGCGUCCGCCAUCAAAACCAUGGAUUCGAUUGGCGCGUACAUGCGCAAGAACAAUCUUAUGAUGUUUAUUUACCCUGAAGGCACUCGCUCGCACCUUGCCACGCCCGAUUUGCUUCCGUUUAAGAAGGGCGCCUUCCACCUUGCAGUGCAGACGCAGCUCCCAAUCAUCCCUGUGGUGUGCGAGAACUACUACCGCCUGUAUGACAGCAAGACACGCUUCGAGGGUGGACGUCUCCGAGUUGCCGUGCUCCCACCUAUUGAGACCAAGGGUCUGACUGAGCAAGAUGUGGGUCCUCUCAGCGAAAAUGUUCGCAAGGUGAUGCUCGAUCAGCUGGUAGCCUUUGAUCGUGAACUCGACCAGCGCGAUGUGGAUAUGACGAUGCACCCUUCGCCGACGUCGCAAAAGCCUCGCCUUUAUGGACUGGCUGGUCUUGCCGCGCGACUUAUAGGCACUGGCAACCAAACAAGCUACAAGCGCAGUCUUGAUAAAAUCGCCCAAAAGCAAAAGGUCUCGAAAGGUCCAGCACCUAGCGACUAUGGUCUCGUGUCGGAGGGCUCGCAUGCCAAGACAGCGUAA